AUGUCGCUUGCGUUGUCGCCGCCACCUGCGGCCCCGUUGCCGUCACCUGCGGCCCCGUCGCCGCCACCUACGGCCACGCCGCCGCCACCUGCGGCCCCGUCGCCGCCACCUGCGGCCCCGUCACCGCCAACUGCAGCCACGCAGCCGCCUGCGGCCCCGUCGCCGCCACCUGCGUCCCCGUCGCCGUCACCUGCGGCCCCGUCGCCCUCCCCUAGCGGCCACGUCGCCGCCUCUACCGGCCCUGUCACCGCUCAACCGCCCAGCGACCGAGCCGCCGAGCAGCCCAGCAGCCGAGCCGCCCACCAGCCGAGCCGCCGAGCCGCCCAGCAGCCGCGCCGCCCAGCAGCCGAGCCGCCCACCUGCCGAGCAGCCGAGCCGUUAAGCAACCGAGCCGCCCAGCAGCCGAGCCACCGAGCAGCCAAGCCGCCCACCAGCCAAGCCGCCGAGCCGCCCAGCAGCCGAGCCGCCCAGCACCCGAGCCGCCCAGCCGCCGAGCCGCCCUACUGUCGAGCCGCUGCUGUUCCUACUGUCACCCGCCUCUCUGACUCCCUUCGCUUAGUCAGGGACCACUUCCUCUCAGUUUGCCCCACCACUCUCACCGUCGAUCUCCUCGAGGAGCGCCUACUAGCAGCAGAGAAGAGCAUAGUCGCUGUAGGAGCCUCUCGUGGUGACCCUCGCACCCCCGUCUUUGAGGGGUGUUCCCCCUCCCCCCUCUUGCCCUCUGUUGCCUCUGCUGCUGCGGCCGACCUCGUUGGUUUCGAGUCGGUCGGCGCUGCAUUUGCCCCGAGCGGGAGACGCCGCACCGGCAAGGGCAAGGGGGGCAAGGGCGCUGGAGGGGCUGGCGAGGGCGGUGGAGGUGGUGGUGGAGGCAGUGGAGGGGGUGGGGGUGGUGGUGGGAGUGGUGGCGGGGGUGGAGGUGUGGGUGGCAGCAGUGGAGGCGGAGGAGGCGGCGGCGGUGGCGGAGGGAGCGGAGGCGGCGGAGGUGGUGGAGGCGGCGGAGGCGGCGGAGGUGGCGGAGGCGGCGGCGGCAGCAGUGGACCUGGUCGCGGCUCUGCACAGAGGAGUGGCUCCGGUGGUGGUACGCGCCAGCAGCAGCAGCGCAGUCGUGAGACCCUAUCCCCUCAGCAGCUUCGUGAGUGGUACGCUGCGCGUCAGCGCGGUGGGGGUACUGGUCCCUGCACCUACGUUCUCCGCACCGGCGACCGCGCUGGUGAGCAGUGCGGGGGCCCGCACUCCACCCAGCACUGCUUCGGCCGCCUGACGGACGCGUGGCGUCACCAUUUCCCUGAGGCCUCUGAGAUCCCUCGCUGGGGAGAGCUGUCUAGGGUGAGAAACUGA
Messenger RNA from Closterium sp. NIES-65, 1338 nucleotides. NCBI's taxonomy places the organism in Eukaryota, Viridiplantae, Streptophyta, Zygnematophyceae, Desmidiales, Closteriaceae. The record is from the annotation of a GenBank genome assembly.